Molecule: messenger RNA, 1044 nt
Organism: Amphibalanus amphitrite
Lineage: Eukaryota; Metazoa; Arthropoda; Thecostraca; Balanomorpha; Balanidae
Exons: 2
Coding region: 197-904 (235 amino acids)
Source: RefSeq, a predicted model, not a curated record
AAAAUGAGGCCGUCAUUUCUCUACCUACGCCGAACAGCGCCGCUUGCCAUCCCGGAGACGCGCACGGCGACCCGUCAGGUCGCCCACUUAGCACGUCAGUCGCGCUGGGUCUGUCUGUCACCGGCGCGGCCUUAUAACACCGCGCGGGGAGUCUGCGUCACCACAGCCUCUGCUCCGCUCUGCUGCCGGCUACAGGAUGCUCGCGCUGACCCUGCUCGUGACCGCGCUGGUCGGCCUGGCCUCCGGCCGGCCCAACAACGUGCGCACGAGCGUGGUGGCCUCGCAGACGGACUGGACGCGCGGCGGCUCGUCGCAAGUGUCCCAGGCCCAGGGCCAGGCGGCGGCCAACUCGAUCGGCGUGCAGACGGCGCCCGGCUUCAACCAGCGCGACGACCGGGCCGCCAACGCCGCCAUCGCGCUCCAGGGUGCGUCUGUCGGUAACGGCGACGUCAGCCAGGCGGGCGGCGUGACCAGUGAGACGCAGGGCCGGCUCGGCAACAUCGGCACCCUGACCACCUCCGUCAGCAACGGCCGGUUCAACAACGCGGCGGCCACGGCGGCGCUGUCCGGCGGCGCGGCGGCCGCCCAGCAGGUCAGCCAGGCGGGCAACCUGGUGGCCGGCGGCCGGACGGUCGGCCAGCGCGGCGCCAACCUCAACCUGGCCACCGCCGGCUCCGUCAGCACGCAGACGGGCUCCCGCGGCACCGGCGCCUUCGGCAACACGAACGCCGUGCAGACGAACGCCGAGCACGUGGGCCCGCUGCCGGCGGCCGGUCUGCCCGCCGCGCCCGGCGUCAUCCUGCAGGGCGUCGGCACGCCGGCCCUCGGCAACCUGCGCACCACGCCGCCGCCGCCGCCCAUGCCCAUGAUGAUGAUGAGAGGCCGGGGCGGCCACAGGGACUAGACCAGCCGGGCAGCUUAGGUAAACAUACCUAUAACACAUCGGCGGGCUCCAGCUAGACUGAUACGCUCAACGACGGAAAGGAUCGCGUGCGAGAGAUUUACGGUAAACGUAGGUAAAUAAAAUUUGCUAAGAACAUUUGA